CUAGCUAACCCUGCUUAUCUCUCUCUGCUGUCGUCCAAACGGAAACCCUAACGAGCUUCUCUCUCUCAUCUGCAAUGCGCCUUGUUUCGUGCGAUUAGUCUUGUUGAAUCGCGCAACAGCAAAGAGUUCUGAACCUCGUCGGUGGAUCACGGGUUUGGUGGAUUGCGGUUAAAACCGCAGUAUAAAUGUUCCUAAUAUCGAGACCAUGGCUAGUGUCCCUCAUUCUGCAUUCCUCUUGUGCUUUUGGAUGCAGCACAACCGCCUCGCUUACUACAGCACCCCCACUCUAUGUCCAUGUUGGGCACCCGCUGGCUGGGUUAAUGGUCCUUUUGUGCUAUUUUUUGGGCGCCCUUGCACCCGGGACCGACUCCUUCGCUCCCAGAGCUAGUGCGCCUGUGCCAGUUAGGCGUGGGUGAGUGAGAGUUGGAUACAUUAGUCCACUAAAUAUUACCAGAUCAUUUUUUAUCAGGUGGCUUUUUUUCAAAAUUCCAACCGUUUUUUGAUAUUCUCCUUUUUAGAUGCUCCAUGCCAUUUUGUCAUCAAUUUCACCUCUGUUCUUUCUGAGAAACAAAAGUUUUCAAUUUCUUCUUCGAAAAGGCUUAUGUUCUUUUCUCCAUAGCCAAUCUCUUCUGCCACCACCACCUUCAUCUAACUUCUCAGAAGAAGUCAUCUUAGAAGCAACCAUCUUCAACCUCCACCGCUGUAGAUGGCAUAACCUGGAGCAACUUUUUCCAGCAAUCACCGACAACAUAAUUUGUAGGGUUAUUCUCCAUUGCCACCAAUCCCCUCGACAAGCUUUGUAUUUCUUCCAUUUGUCCGAGAAAAUUAGAAAACAAAGAAAGCUCUCUCCUUUAUCCUUGGACAUUAACUGUGUGCUCAUCCAUGUUCUCAUUGGGGCCAAAAUGUUUGAUGAAAGUCUCAACCUAAUGAAGAAGCUGAUACAUCAAGGUGGUAUUGCUCCAUUGAUUCUUCUGGAUUCUCUAGGACAUGUCUAUAUAAAGACUUGGUGCAAUUUUGCAGCUUAUGAUGCAUUGGUUCGAGCCUGCACUCAGCUCGAGGAUAGCAAAAAUGCUCAUUUGGUUAUCAAAACACUGAGGGGGAAUUCAGAUUGUUGGAGGCAUUUUCAAUUUUUUCUCGAAUGAUUAAGAGAGGCAUUGCACCAAAUGUUGUCACUUUAAACAUGAUUGUUGAUGGAUGCUGCAGGGAAGGAGAUAUUGUUCUUGCUUUUGAGCUUAUUAAGAACUUUUCAGUAAUCUUUGGGAGUUGGAUUGAACCGAACUGCGUCACUUAUAAUAGCCUUAUUAAUGGAUUGUGUAAGGCUGGAGAUGCAGCGGUGGGUGAAAGAGUUUUAAGAGAAGACAUGAGGAAAUGGGGGAUUAAGCCCAAUUUGAGGACUUAUGCUACUUUGGUGGAUGGUUUUUCGAAGCAAUGGAAGAUGGAUGAGGCGCUGAGGCUGUUUAAUGAAAUGCUGGAUAUGGGAUUUUGUCCCAAUUCUACUGUUUAUAAUUCUCUCAUUAAUUGUUUUCUGAAGCAGGGAUAUGUGGAAUAUGCCUGGUGUUUAUUGUCCUCCAUGAUAGAUGCUCGAGCCUUUCCUGACCACAUCACAUACUCAAUCCUUGUUGAAGGUUGUCUGAGAAAUGGGUUUGUGAAGGAAGCUUUUCAAUGCCAUCAAAUGAUGAGAGAUGAAGCUCUAAUUAGAGAUGUUGUCUCCCAUAAUAUUCUCAUUAACUAUCUCUGUAAGCAUGGGAAGAUUAAAGAUGCAAAAAUACUCAUAGCAAAUAUGAUUACUAGUGGCUUUUUUCCUGAUUCCAUAACUUACACCACAUUGAUUGAUGGAUGCUGCAGAGAGUGUGGAGUGGAUGAUGCCCUGCAAAUAUAUGAAGGAAUGGUUAAAUAUGACCAAAAGCCAAAUUUAGUUACUUAUAACACUAUAAUUAAUGGAUUGUGCAGAGAAGACUCUAUUGAUGUAGCCAGGUUUGUUAUGGAGGAGAUGAUAAGAGCUGGUCUGGAUGCUGAUGUUUUUACUUAUAACACCUUGAUCAAUUCGUAUUGCAGAAAGGAAAAUUUUGAUGGGGCAUUUUGUUUGUAUUUUCAAAUGAGGAGGCUUGGAAUUAUGGAAACUGAGUCCACUUACAAUACGCUUAUGAACUUUCUCUGUAAAUCUGGAUUUAUUGAGCUAGCAAAGGAUUUCUUGAUGGAAAUGCUCGACAGAGGUAUUCUUCCUGAUCAGAUAACUUAUACAAUUCUUAUUACUUUGUUCAGUAGGAAUUGUAGUACUAAUGAAGUUGUUGAAUUACAUGAUUUUCUUGUGCUUAGAGGCGUAAUGCCUGAUGAGGAUACCUAUAAUUGUAUAGUCAGUCCCCUUCUUGAAAGGGAAAAAGUGCAUUUGACAGACUUAUAAUAUUCAGACUUCCUGGAGAGAUUUUUUUGUGCUUAAUGUGUUAUCUUCAGUUUCAUAAGCAUAGACUGA
Phalaenopsis equestris is the source of this 2470-nucleotide messenger RNA. Its product is annotated as pentatricopeptide repeat-containing protein At1g11710, mitochondrial-like. NCBI's taxonomy places the organism in Eukaryota, Viridiplantae, Streptophyta, Magnoliopsida, Asparagales, Orchidaceae. Gene Ontology annotation, molecular function: protein binding. The record is from RefSeq and is a predicted model, not a curated record. Bases 1139 to 2401 code for a protein of 420 amino acids. The transcript is spliced from 4 exons.